AUGAAAUCAUCUAUCGAUUAUGGAAAUAAGUUUAUCUUGGCGCCGAUGGUUCGUGUCGGAACACUGCCGAUGCGGCUCCUGGCUCUGGAGUACGGUGCUGAUUUAGUUUACACCGAGGAAAUCAUCGACUGGAAGUUGCUCCGAGCGGAAAGACACGAAAAUGAGGUGCUCGGUACGAUUGACUACAUCGAUAAGACCGAUGGCACGGUUGUGUUCCGGACCUGCCCAGCCGAACGAGGGAAAGUGAUCCUCCAGAUCGGUACGGCGUCCGUUGAUCGAGCAGUUGCCGUGGGACGCAUGAUGCAGAAUGAUGUAGCAGCGAUCGACGUGAAUAUGGGCUGUCCAAAAGAUUUCUCCAUCAAAGGUGGUAUGGGGGUAGCAUUGCUGUACGAUCGACCCCGUGCCAAAGCCAUCCUCGAGGCUUUGGUUGAGAGCGUAAGCAUUCCGGUAACUUGCAAGAUACGUGUCAUGCCCGAUCCGGACGAUACGGUACAGCUCGCGAAAGAACUACAGUCCACUGGGAUCAGUGCAAUAGGUGUGCAUGGACGCACGAAAACGGAACGUCCUCGAGAUCCAGUUAAUGAAGAUGCUAUUUUACGUGUGGCAACGGCCUUGAAUAUUCCCGUAAUAGCUAACGGUGGCUCACAGAGUAUAACACGCCGUCAUGAUAUAGUGAAGUUUGCUCAACGCUGUUCCACCACGAGCGUCAUGGUGGCUCGUGCCGCUGAGUGGAAUUGUUCCAUCUUUCGACCGGAUGGUCCCCUGCCGCUGGACGACGUUAUUCGUCGGUAUUUGGAACUCUCCGUGCGAUACGAUAAUUCACCCUCCAACACAAAGUACUGCGUGCAGAUGAUGUUGCGCAGCUUGCAGGAGAGUCCGAUUGGAAGACGUUUACUCGACAGUCAAACAAUGCAACAGAUAUGCGAUAUCUGGGACCUGGGAGACUAUUGUCGGGAAACUCAGUUGCGUUACCAUUUCGCUGGCAUCAAAGGAAGACGGGCAUGCCGGCCACGUACGCAGUCCGCAAACGGUGAUACGGAUGAAACAGAACCUGCUUCGAGCAAAAAGCAGUGCCUUGAGGAGUCACAGCAAACGGAUAUGGAACCAUUGAACGAAGAGAACGUUUGCUUCAUACGGUCCAACUUUACUGAUGACAAUACGUUACCUAAAUCCAAGCUCUAUCUACACGCUGUCCGCAAUGGGUUAGCACGGGCACAGUACGAAGUGCAGCAGAAGGAUAAACUAUUCCGGGCAGUCAUCCGGUUCGAUGGGCAGCGGUACACUAGCUCGUUCUGGGAGAAGAACAAGCGGUACGCAGAACAGGCAGCCGCCCUUGUCUGUCUGCUUAAACGUGGCGUAGAAUCGCGCGACGAGCUGAUACGCAACGGUGCCAUGUUGCCAGCCAAAAACACAACCAACUGUAACGAUGGUGAACAGAAUGGUGUUUGCGAGACGAACGGUGUACGUUCGGUUGGAGUAAUUGUAAGUGAUGUUAUUCCAGCAGUUGCUGAAAGUUGUUAA
This is a messenger RNA of Anopheles marshallii, 1521 nucleotides long. It is a transcript of the gene Dus2, whose product is annotated as tRNA-dihydrouridine(20) synthase [NAD(P)+]-like. Bases 1 to 1521 code for a protein of 506 amino acids. Gene Ontology annotation, molecular function: tRNA binding; tRNA dihydrouridine synthase activity. The record is from RefSeq and is a predicted model, not a curated record. The transcript has 6 exons. Gene Ontology annotation, biological process: tRNA dihydrouridine synthesis. Gene Ontology annotation, cellular component: cytoplasm. NCBI's taxonomy places the organism in Eukaryota, Metazoa, Arthropoda, Insecta, Diptera, Culicidae.